This is a messenger RNA of Pelagomonas calceolata, 710 nucleotides long. NCBI's taxonomy places the organism in Eukaryota, Pelagophyceae, Pelagomonadales, Pelagomonadaceae. The record is from the annotation of a GenBank genome assembly.
ACCACCUUGCACUCUGUCCUGUCAGAGCUUGCAGGCACAUCUCGGUGCUUGGCUGUUCGUGGUUUGACUGCUGCAGCCGCAUACUACCAUGGCGCGCCUUUGCAUUGCACUCAUGUCGACGGCAUAUGCAUUGACACCGCGACGCGGCGUGCUUGUUGGCACCGGCAGCACUCUUGCAUCAGCGCUCGCACCGCCAGCGUUCGCGCGCGACGAACAGAUGCUGCGGGUCGGCCAGGAGCAACCGUUGACGGACCGCGACAACGUGCAGUUCCAGACGCUCUCGAGCGGCGUCAAGGUUCAACAAUUAAGGCCCGGCGACGGCGCAUCAGUCGGCCGCUCGUCGACGAUCGCCGUGGAAGCGACGGGUCGGCUCCUAAACUUGAACGGCGUGCAGUUUUAUUCAACGAAACGCCUCGCCGGCGCCGACGCGCUCGGCGGCGCCGAACAAAUCUUGCGGCUCGGCACCGGGUCGGUGGUGCCCGGACUCGAACAGGGCCUCCAGGGCGCCAAGAAGAACGAGAUCCGACGCAUCAUCGUGCCCUCGAACCUCGGCUACUCCGAGACGACGGACCUCGAGCCCGUCCCGCCGACGAUCGAGGACAAACGCGCCCUCGACAGCGUGCUGCGGAACCCACGCCGCGACGCGGCGCUGCUCUUCGACGUGAAGAUUUUGCGCGUGAAGUAGUAGGCUAAGUAGACAUUACUCAGUC